Molecule: messenger RNA, 2503 nt
Organism: Antechinus flavipes (yellow-footed antechinus)
Lineage: Eukaryota; Metazoa; Chordata; Mammalia; Dasyuromorphia; Dasyuridae
Product: bifunctional epoxide hydrolase 2-like
Exons: 18
Coding region: 98-1687 (529 amino acids)
Biological process (GO): cholesterol homeostasis; phospholipid dephosphorylation
Cellular component (GO): peroxisome
Molecular function (GO): magnesium ion binding; lipid phosphatase activity
Source: RefSeq, a predicted model, not a curated record
CUAUGAGGACAGUGGCAAGGGGGCGAUUCACCGCGGAGAAAUAGAAGAACGAAGUGCUACCCAUUGCUGGAGCUCUGAGCUCGGAGUAGCGGCAGGGAUGGGGCUGCGCGCGGCUCUGUUCGACCUCGGCGGAGUAUUAGUGCAUAGCUCCCCGAACAUCAUCUUCAGUCAGACGGAGGAAGCUUUGGCCCUGCCCAGGGGCUUUUUAAAUCAAGCUAUCACUCAAGAAGGCCUUGAUAGCCCCUACCUGCGCCUUAUGACAGGAGAGAUCACAUUUUCACAGUGGGUUCCUCUCAUGGAAGAAGAUUGUAGGAAGCUUUCUGCAGCCUCUGGUUUCUGCCUCCCAGAGCAAUUCUCUAUAGAGAAAAUCUUUGAAGAGGUGAUUUCAAAAGGAAAGAUCAAUUAUCCUAUCCUUCAGGCUGCCAUCACUUUGAAAAAUAAGGGAUAUAAAACCUGCAUUCUUACCAACAAAUGGUUGGAUGAUAGUCCCCACAGACAUACCAUUGCCCAGGUAGCAUGUACCAUAGGAAAACACUUUGACCUAAUGAUAGAAUCAUGCCGCACUGGAAUGGCCAAGCCAGACCCAGAGAUUUAUAAGUUUGCCCUUGAGGCAUUGAAGGUGACACCACAUGAGGCUAUUUUCUUGGAUGAUGAUGAAGCCAACCUCAAGAAAGCUCGUGAAGUAGGAAUGGUCACGAUCCUUGCCCAAAAUACUGACAUGGCUCUGAAGGAAUUGGAAAAAUCAACUGGCAUACAGUUUCUCCACCAAAAUAUGAUGCGACCUAUUGCAGUACAGCCAAGCAAUGUUGUCCAUGGAUUUGUUGAAGUUAAGCCUGGUGUUCAGCUACAUUUCGUGGAGAUGGGCUCUGGGCCUGUUGUGGUCCUCUGCCAUGGCUUUCCUGAAAGCUGGUUCUCUUGGAGGUAUCAGAUCCCAGCUCUAGCAGAAGCAGGCUACCGGGUUAUUGUUCCAGAUAUGAAAGGCUAUGGUGAUUCUUCUGCCCCCUAUGAAAUAGAAGAAUAUUCCCAGGAAGUCAUAUGUAAGGAGCUGAUUAUUUUUCUGGAUAAGCUGGGUAUUUUCCAAGCAGUGUUUAUUGGCCGUGACUGGGGUGGUGUUAUGGUGUGGAACCUGGCCCUCUGGUAUCCAGAAAGAGUAAGGGCAGUGGCUAGUUUGAAUACACCCUUCAGACCUGCAGAUCCAGCUGUGCCUUUUAUAGAGAAGAUCAACUCCAACCCAAUAUUUCAUUACCAGCUCUACUUCCAAGAACCAGGAGUGGCAGAGGCUGAACUGGAGAAGGAUCUCAACCGUACAUUCAAAUUAAUUUUCCGAGCGAGUGAUGAGAAAAAUUAUCUCAGACUUGAAAAUCUUCUUGAAAAAGGAAUCCUGAAAGAAAAUGAGAAUCCCCCUUGGAGUUGGAUGGUAACAGAGAAGGAGAUUGAGGUCUACGUGCAGCAGUUCAAGAAAUCUGGCUUCAGGGGCCCUUUAAAUUGGUAUCGGAAUUUGGAUGCAAAUUGGCUUUGGGGUUGCAUUGGAGCCAAAAGGAAGAUCUUUAUUCCAGCCCUGAUGGUCACAAUUGAGAAAGACAUGAUUCUCCUUCCAAAGUUGUCUGAGCACAUGCAAAAGUGGAUUCCCAACCUGAAAUGGAGAACUAUUGAGAACUGUGGACACUGGACUCAGAUGGAAAAGUAAGAAGAAACUGGAUAGCCUUUUAGAUGGCAUUUCUUGGGAGGCCUCUCUGGGGUAAAGUGGAAAGAGUAUUGGAUUUGGAGUUAAACAUGAUCUUCCCAACCCCAUUCCCAUCCCCAGGGUUCAGACUCCAGAUCUGACACUGCCUUAUGUGAAUCUGGACAAGUCACUUUGACUUUUCAAAGCUUUAAUUUCUUCCAUUGUAAAGGAAGUGUUUAGACUAAGAAAUCUCUAAGAUCCUUUUCAAUUCUAAUAUUCUAUGAAAAUGGGUAUAAUAUUGUUUACAUCGGUUUAUUGUUGAAAGGAUCAAAUUCAAAAUAAAUAUCAUGUACAUACUGUGUGAUACAAGGUGUCCCAAAAGUUAUUUAGAGGUGCAGGGACUUGCACUAAGAUUGAUGCCCUUUAAAAAGGCAUCUUAAUCAUUCUGUAUGGGAUUGUAAAUUCUCUAUUCUUCACUUAAUUUCAUUCAGGCAUGAAUUAUCUUCACUUUGGUCUUAGCUGUGCCCAAAUUCUGGCUUUACCAUGGAAAAAUUACACCAGAAGAAUUUACUUUUUAAAAAUUCCUUAAGAAAAAAACCAAAUAGAAAAAGAAAUUGACAGAAAAAAGAAAAAAACAAAAUAAAACAUUGUCAUUUGCCCAGCAGAACAUCAGAGAGAAUUCACAAUAUAUAAUGACAAAUUUCCCUUUCAAGAAAGCAUAUAUAAUAGUAAAAGAUAUUGUUUUCAUGACUAUCCAUCUUUGCUUAUAAGUUAUUCUUUUGGUUUCUGCUAUGCACUUUUUAUUUUAUUCUUUUUUUUCCCUUUCAUCUCCCCAUCUCU